Carya illinoinensis is the source of this 1142-nucleotide messenger RNA. RefSeq names its product protein LIGHT-DEPENDENT SHORT HYPOCOTYLS 10-like. The record is from RefSeq and is a predicted model, not a curated record. Gene Ontology annotation, cellular component: nucleus. The transcript is spliced from 2 exons. NCBI's taxonomy places the organism in Eukaryota, Viridiplantae, Streptophyta, Magnoliopsida, Fagales, Juglandaceae. Gene Ontology annotation, biological process: response to light stimulus; mRNA transcription. Bases 201 to 770 code for a protein of 189 amino acids.
GAAAUUAAUGAGAAAGAGAGGGAGAAAAAGGGGAGCAAAAGCACCUUCAUAGGACCCACGAAAUGUCUCCUCCCAAGAUGUGAUUUUCGUCUUUCUCCACUACUACUCCAUCCCAUUCUUCCACCACCUAAAUUACCCCUUUUCCCUUCCCAUUUCUGGCCAAAAAUACACAAAACACACUUGGAUCCCCUCCAGUAAUCAUGUCCAGUGAUAGACGAAAAGAUUCCGCGGAAGGGUCGUCACGAGCCAGCGGCGCCACCGGCGACAACCAUCAGCUCCAGCAGCAACCAGCUCCUUUGAGCCGAUAUGAGUCUCAGAAAAGGAGAGAUUGGAACACUUUUGGGCAGUACUUGAGGAAUCAAACGCCCCCCGUUUCUCUCUCUCAGUGCAACUUCAACCAUGUGCUGGACUUCCUUAGGUACCUCGACCAGUUUGGAAAGACUAAGGUUCAUUUACAUAGCUGCGUCUUCUUCGGCCAACCUGACCCUCCUGCUCCCUGCACAUGUCCUCUCAAGCAGGCUUGGGGUAGCCUCGAUGCGCUAAUCGGACGGCUCAGAGCUGCCUAUGAGGAGCAUGGCGGCUCACCGGAGAUGAACCCGUUCGGAAACGGAGCUAUUCGGGUGUACUUGCGUGAAAUUAAGGAGUGUCAAGCUAAAGCAAGAGGUAUUCCAUAUAAGAAGAAAAAGAAGAAGAGGAUUCAAAUUAAAGCCAACGACGAGGCAAAGGCCUUUGAAGCAAGCAGCUUAAUUCCCCUGGCCUCUUCGGAUUAAUGAUGAAUCCAAGUAAAGAAUAUUAUUUUGCAGGGGUCAGACGUGAAGAGGUCGAAGAUCAUGAUCAUGCACGGGAAGGUUUACAUGAAAUAUUGAAGAGUCAUAUAUAUAUAUAGCUAGGUUGCUCGUCUGCGCUUCAAGACAUGGUAAUUCUCCCGUUUAAAAAAGUGUUAUGUCAGAGCCAAUUCUGACUAAUCUUAUUAUAAUUAGUUGUAAGCAUGCAGCUAGUCUCAAAGGGCAAACCCUACAAAUAUUGUACCAGCUUGUUAUAAUUAGUUCUUAUUAUAUAUGUUGUAGACUAUUUUUAAAACACUAGUACCAGACAUGAGUACGCCUAAAUAUAUAUCCCUUCUUCGAUCGGCAUGCAUUAAA